This is a messenger RNA of Echinostoma caproni, 1563 nucleotides long. The record is from the annotation of a GenBank genome assembly. NCBI's taxonomy places the organism in Eukaryota, Metazoa, Platyhelminthes, Trematoda, Plagiorchiida, Echinostomatidae.
AUGCGUGUUGUGAAAAAGCAUACGGCGGAUGAAGACAUGCAAACUGCAGUUGCUCUGUCCUUGUCCGUAGUCGAAGAAGAUCGGCAACGAAAACUUGAAGCGAAAUUGGGGGAAAAGCUUCAUCCGUCCGAUGCGGAAGUUCCCAAGCGUUUCAAGAAGUCGAACGCUCUGAUAAUGCGACGGUUACGCAGAAAAUACUGGAGUUCACCGCAUCUCUGGAAUUUGGCUAGUCAUUCAAGCACGAAAGAGCAUUCGUCUCCCGGAAAAGAUCAGCAAGACUCCAGCUUGUUUUAUGUGAGGGCACUCGUUCCACCGAUCAGUCCCACAAAAUCACGUUGGGGAUCGAAUUUGCUAUCCCUUUCGCAAAUUCCUGGUCGUUCGGCCACCAAGGAUAAACACCAAACUGCAAGAGCAGAGGACGAAUGUGUUGUGGACGAGCUUUAUACAAAAGCCGACGAAAUACAGUAUCCGACGAACACCCCCGAAGCUUACGCCUCUGUCCCAUGUCCUCGUUCGUCGGCGCUCCAGAUAACAAGUCGUUUCCAUUCCCUGGUCGGUCGAAGCAUAUGCGCAGACAGUUGGCUCAUACUGGAUACAGGCGACUUGAUUCCUGUCCAUCGGUUUGUUUUCGCAGCUUGGGACAUUUUGGAUACGGUGUUCCCGGACCACUUGGACACGAGUUUCGCUCCUGGAGUGAGUCGGGAGGAACUGACGGAAUUGUUGCAUUGCCUUUACGCGGGCGAUGAAGAUCAAAUGCUAACCAACACAAAGACAUGGACCGCCGCCACGUGGUCACUGGCUCGUCGCUGGGGUAUUUUACUGCCUCAUAUGAACUCGUCGUCAUCCCCAUCAAGUAAUCCCGCAAUCAACACACCUUUGAAACAGGCCUGUCCGGAACUCCCCACGGGGAGUACGAACGUGUUCCGAGGGAAAAAAGAAAGCAGUCCGACUGGAGCUGUGUGCACAGCAGUCGUGUAUUCGAAACCGGAAUCGCACUCACCCAAAACGCAACUGAUCACGCCCGGUUCCGAUCCGAAUGAAAAGAUUCUGUCCAGUGUCACUCUUUCACCGCAAUUCAGCCGGGAUCUGUUCUCACCCGAAGAUGGUAGCUUCAGUCUGAACAAUAUAUCUUCUGUACAGGAGCAAGAGGUGGAAGCACCGGAUGCGCCAACCACGUCUGCAUGUGCCCUCAUUCAACCGGAUCCACUGUUUGAAGACCAGCCGACACCAUGCCCGCUGUUCAAACGCUUGCGUCUUUCCGAAGAAACAUCUGGUACAGGCACCGAAGUGCCAGACCGUGGUGGUUCUGUGACCAGUUCUUCAUCACCCGCGCGAUUCAACAACGAGAGUCUCGUAUUCACACCAAUGUGCAUUUUCCCCGAUCAAAAACCUAUCUCCGGUACACCGCAAACAGACUGUGCAAUAGUUAUGGACUGCCAGACACCGAUUACCCCACUCCCAAAUUACAUUGAAAUGAUGACUCCGGAACUGAAGGUGUGUGAUGAUUUUUCCCACUCAUACUUCCUUGUUAUUGAAUGUUAUAUUUCAAUUUCGCUGAUGUGA